AAAAUAAAGAAACAAACAAAACAAAUAAUUUGGAUCUGCCGUUCUUCGAGCAGAUUAGAUCCGGGGGUUCAAAAAUUCAUCCUUCUUCCUCCUAAUUUCCCCCGUCGCCAUUUUCGCAGCUUCAAAGUGUUGUGUGUGUGUGAGCGAGCGCUUGAAGAAGAUUGACUGGUAGAUCUUCCUGUUUCUGAUAUUGGAUGAGAAAUGAUUGCCCAUCUAUAAAUUCGAGCUAGCUCUUAUAUUGGUAUUUGAGUGAAAGACACUGCCAGUUCAUUUGCUUCUGACUUAUAACCAGUUAACCUGCAGGCUGCAAUUUUAUAAUUAUUGGCGUUGCUGCUUACCUGAGCUUUUCUAGUUAAUCAUGUCUGAGCAUAUCAAAGAGGCAGAACGAGUGGAUGGAGAUGGACAUGUUGGAUCUGAAGAAUCUAUGUCGUCAUCUCGUAAAGAGGAGGAAGUUAUAAAGAAAAAAUAUGGAGGAAUUGUUCCCAAGAAGCCACCACUUAUUUCUAAGGAUCAUGAACGUGCUUAUUUUGAUUCUGCUGAUUGGGCAUUGGGAAAGCAAGGUGUUGAGAAGCCUAAAGGACCUUUAGAAGCUCUUCGGCCGAAAUUACAGCCAACACAACAGCAAACACGAUACAGGAAGUCUCCUUGUGCUCCAUCAGAUGGUGAAGAUGGAGGAACUGCUCAAAAUGAAUAUGCAACUUCGAAUGAAUGAAUAACAGUUGCCGCUUGUGCUUGUUGUAUCGCACUGUUGUUGAAUGCCUGUCUAGGUAUGAGCAAUUUUCUUUUGUUUUUUAGAAUACAAUUGCUCAGGUUGGGGAUUUGUUAUUGUGCUUACACUAAGAAUAUCUAUUGUAUGGAGAAUGGUAACUAGAUUGAUCUAUUUCAUAUUUUCCAUUGAUUACAAUCGAUGAAUAUUAUGACUUAAUUUAUAAGUCAAAUCUAAAAGUGUUCUAUUA
Messenger RNA from Cucumis melo (muskmelon), 956 nucleotides. RefSeq lists its product as uncharacterized. The record is from RefSeq and is a predicted model, not a curated record. NCBI's taxonomy places the organism in Eukaryota, Viridiplantae, Streptophyta, Magnoliopsida, Cucurbitales, Cucurbitaceae. Bases 359 to 712 code for a protein of 117 amino acids. Gene Ontology annotation, cellular component: cytoplasm. The transcript has 8 exons. Gene Ontology annotation, molecular function: protein phosphatase inhibitor activity.